This is a messenger RNA of Necator americanus (New World hookworm), 537 nucleotides long. RefSeq lists its product as uncharacterized. NCBI's taxonomy places the organism in Eukaryota, Metazoa, Nematoda, Chromadorea, Rhabditida, Ancylostomatidae. The transcript is spliced from 4 exons. The record is from RefSeq and is a predicted model, not a curated record. Bases 1 to 537 code for a protein of 178 amino acids.
AUGAGUUUCGAGGAGAAAACGCUCUGCUGCAGUGUGAUCGUCGCUGUCGUGAUGUUGUGCUCUGUGGAGAUGACAACGAUAAUCAUUUCGUACUUGACAAAUCUAGAGCAUCCUCUGAUGCGAUGUCAAUCCUACAAUGUUUCGAUGCUUGGCGAACGAUCCUCGAUGACAACUCAACGUCGGCUAUGCACCACAAGUGGUCCACUUCUUGCCUGGUUAAUAGCACAUUUAUUCAUUAAUCUUAUAGCACUGGUGGCUAUUCAGACCUCUCGUUAUCGAGCGCUAAUUCCUUAUAUUUUUGCCGCUGUAGUCGAUCUGUUGAUGUCAUCUGCUUAUCUGGUUGUACUUUUCGUGCAGAUGAUACGAGGAGAUGAAAUUGAAAAUACUCUUGUCCUAUUCAUUGCGGCUAUCGUAGUCUUCAAAAGCUACAGUGUCUAUUGCUCACGACGACUGUACUGGAUUCUACAAUCUGUGUUUGAUAGGCGGUAUACCACGCGAACAUUGGUGGUGAAGGAAGACUCCGUGUUUCAAUUUUGA